GAGAUGAAGUCUUUCUCUUCCGACCGGCAUCAACUUCGCAGACCACUACCGACAAACAGAUAACGCCCAGACACCCCCCUUUUACCGGAAAUAAAGAACAACGACCCCCGGCAAUUCUCCGUACUAAAAGUUCAACGCGGGGGGCAACUCGUGUUCGGUCUUUUUGCCAUUAACCUGCUGCUGCUGCUGCUCUUAGCUAUUCUCAGCUUGCUCUGCUUUUGCUGGCUGCUGUUCGGUUAUGGGGGUCUUGGGGCUGAGUUCUUCUAUAGCUCUUCUUGUUGCUGUUCUUGUCACUGUCUCUGCUCAGCCACAGACUGACCCGAAUGAAGUGGCUGCUCUGGGCAAGAUAGCGGAGCACUGGGGACUGGGAAGGUUCUUGAAUUUGACAGUUGAUCCCUGCACCCCAAAUGCCCCCUGGGCGCCUGAGAACGCCAAUCCUAGGAUUGCGUGUGGUUGCUCAACGGCAAGCAACGCCUGCCACAUCACUCACCUGAAAGUUUAUGCGCUGGACAUUGUUGGUGAGAUCCCCAGUGAGCUGUUUGCUCUCAAGGAGCUGGUUGACUUAAAUUUGGCUCAGAAUGUCUUAAGUGGACCAAUACCUGUAGAAAUCGAACAGUUAUCGAAGAUGGAGUACCUUAGCCUUGGCAUAAAUAAUCUGAGUGGCACGGUGCCUCCUCAGCUUGGCAAUCUAACCAAGCUGAUUUCGCUAAGUUUCAGUUCAAACAAUCUCCAUGGACCUUUACCCAAAGAGCUCGGGAAAUUGAUUAAUUUGCAGCAGCUGUACAUCGAUAGCAGUGGAGUGACUGGGCCAAUUCCACAGGAACUCGGAAAUUUGAAAUUACUCCAGAAGCUUUGGGCCUCUGAUAAUCUUUUCACCGGAAUGCUUCCUGAAUUCUUCGGGACCCUGACAGAGCUCAUGGAUCUGCGAUUUGAGGGUACGUUGCUUGAAGGUCCGAUUCCAAGCAGUUUUAGCACUCUAACCAAGCUGAACAACCUGAUACUUGGUGACCUCACCGGAGAGGAUUCAUCUCUCGAUUUUCUACAGAACCAAACCAGUCUAUCUGUGCUAUCGUUAAGAAAUUGCAGAGUAUCUGGACAAAUUCCUGAACAGCUUGGCACAUUUUCUGAGCUGAUAUACUUGGAUUUGAGCUUUAACAAGUUAAGUGGGCAAGUACCAGCUUCCUUCCAAGAUUUCAAUCAAAUCCAAUUUUUAUUUCUUGGGAACAACAACCUGAGUGGGGAGCUUCCUGCAAAUAUUGUUAGUUCGAGCCUACUUGCAUUAGAUGUCUCGUUCAAUCCCCUUUCGGGAAACUUACCAUUGCUUUUUGACAAUGGGAGAGUUUCACUGAACUUUGUUGGGACGUCACUAAAUGCGAACAACUUGGAAAACGGGAAAACGUUUGACAUGCUUAAGUGCCUUAACAGCAGUACAAACUGCCCAGCAAAAGUUCGAGCCUCUUCAUUUGCUGUCAACUGUGGAGGAACCGAUCAGAUCUCUGCUUCUGGUGUUAAUUUCGAGGACGACUCUGAAACACUCGGAGCUGCAUCUCUAUACAGAAGCUCCAAUCACCAAUGGGGAGUCAGCAGCAGCGGAUACUUUAUUUUCAACCCGCACGGGCCCCACGACAUAGCUGAGACAGACUCUCAGAUCACUGGAGCUCUGGAGUCAGAACUAUACAAAACUGCGAGAAUUUCCGCCAACUCCCUCAGGUACUAUGGCCUCGGUUUAAGGAAUGGGAAAUAUAAUGUGGAGCUUCACUUUGCGGAGAUAAAGAUCGAGGAUUCUCAGUCUUGGAAAGCUCUCGGGCGGCGUUUGUUUGAUGUUUAUAUUCAGGGCAAGAGAGUGCUUCAAGACUUCAACAUUCAGAAGGAAGCAGGCGGAUCCAACAGAGCCUCAAUAAAGACGUUCGAGGCAAAUGUGACAAACACCGUAAUAGAUAUUCACUUUCUAUGGGCCGGCAGAGGAACUUGCUGCAUUCCUGCUCAGAGCACGUACGGGCCUCUCGUUUCAGCCAUCCAUGUGAUGGAAGAUGGAGGAUCCGUGGGAUCAUCUUCCAAUAGUGACAAGAAGCGCACGGCAAGAAUCCUCGGGAUAGCACUGGGAUGCGCUGGAGCUCUCAUUAUAAUCUCCUCGGUCUUCUAUUUGUGGUGGACAAAGAACUCACCGGAGCACGUCCAGGUUCACACAGACUCGCCAAGAAAGGGAUGAUCCAGUGAUGGCACACAGAAGUGUAUAUAUCCAAUAAGAUUCUAUCUUGGCCAAACGGCCAUAUUCAUCGCAAUGCAUGUGUCCUGUUGCCUCUCGAGAUUAAAGACCAGUGUGCUUCUCUUCACCAUAUAUUAACGUGUGUAAUACGUGAAGAUUAUGUUCAACUUGAUCUGUGUUAAUAUCUUCCAACUGUUUGCGGAAUAUAGUAUAACUGAAAAUUCUGGUAAUUUUCAAGUUCUUUAUAGAUA
This is a messenger RNA of Punica granatum (pomegranate), 2457 nucleotides long. Lineage: Eukaryota; Viridiplantae; Streptophyta; Magnoliopsida; Myrtales; Lythraceae. The record is from RefSeq and is a predicted model, not a curated record.